AUGGAUCUGCUUCCAGCGCAGGAAGCGGCUAAGAUCUACCACACCAACUACGUGAGGAACUCCCGGGCCAUCGGCGUCAUGUGGGCAGUGUUCACCAUCUGUUUCGUCAUCAUCACGGUGGUGGUGUUCAUCCAGCCCUUCUGGAUCGGGGACAGCGUCAACACGCCGCAGGCCGGAUAUUUCGGCCUCUUCCACUACUGCAUCGGCAACGCGCUCACGUCGGAGCUCAUCUGUAAAGGCAGCAUUCUGGACUUCGGCUCCAUCCCCUCACCUGCCUUCAGGACCGCCAUGUUCUUCGUGGGGUCCUCCAUGCUGCUGGUGGUGGGCACCAUGGUCUGCUUCAGCCUCUUCUUCUUCUGCAACGCGGGGAACGUCUACAAGAUCUGUGCGUGGAUGCAGCUGGCCUCAGCCGUGUUGAUGGUAAUGGGCUGCAUGAUCUACCCUGACGGCUGGGAUUCUCCGGAGGUUAAGAGGAUGUGUGGCCAGAGGACAGAUAAGUACAGCCUGGGGAACUGCACGGUGCGCUGGGCCUACAUCCUGGCAAUCAUCAGCAUCCUGGACGCCCUCCUCCUGGCAUUCCUCUCCUUCACCCUCGGCAACCGACAAGACAAACUGCUGCCGGACGACUUUGAGAUGGAUGGAGCAGAAAAAAACUGAUGGACAGACUUUCAGAACAAGCGUGGUGUAGUUCGAUGCAACAAGAGUCAAGACGAGGAUCUCGAAAUUUUAUGACGCAGUAAAGAACACAACUGUAUCUAUAACUUUUUUUAAUCAUUCUAAUAUACAACUCUACUGCUUUACUAGCCAAUGAAUAAUAACGUUUUAACAGUUCCAUAAUUCAUGUCAACAACCUAAUAAAGACUGAAAAACAAGCAUGACAGUCAUUGUGUAUU
Molecule: messenger RNA, 893 nt
Organism: Paralichthys olivaceus (Japanese flounder)
Lineage: Eukaryota; Metazoa; Chordata; Actinopteri; Pleuronectiformes; Paralichthyidae
Gene: lhfpl5b
Product: LHFPL tetraspan subfamily member 5b
Biological process (GO): detection of mechanical stimulus involved in sensory perception; sensory perception of sound
Cellular component (GO): plasma membrane
Source: RefSeq, a predicted model, not a curated record